AACGUUGUUGUUAUACUGGAAAGAACUCCACUGACAGAAGAUCUGGUGGACGAUAUAAUGUCACCUGCAACAGAUUAUUCAAUUGAAAUGAAGAAUGAUAUCUACACCUCACUUCGAUUGUUUCCCAAAGUUUCAGCUGGAGCUUUGAAGUCGACAGUCAUCCAUCCAGCCACAGAGAAGCAUAUAAACAAAUACAAACAGCAUGCAGUGUUCUGUGUCAGGGAGACAGCAUCUGAUUAUAACAACAUCACUCUUCCAUACAUCACUUCAUCCUCUUUCAGCUUGCAGUGGCUGUAUAAUCUCCUGGCCAAGAAAGCUGAGGUGGAUAGAAUUGUGUAUGAAGAUGACGAUCAAGUUAACGGCUUCAUGUUGGUGCCAGAUUUGAAAUGGGACUGCAAGCAGACGUCCAACCUCUACCUGUGCGCCGUCAUUCACAGGCGAGACAUCAAGUCCAUCAGAGACUUGAGGGGAGAGCACGUCCAACUUCUCGAAAACAUCAGAGAUAAGGGAAAGCAAGCUAUCAGGGAGAAGUACCAAUUCAAUGUUCACAAACUGCGGAUCUACUUCCACUACCAGCCGUCCUAUUACCACCUCCAUGUUCACUUUGCAAAUGUUUCCUAUAAUUCGCCCAGCUGCACCCUUGGAAAAGCUCAUGCCAUCGAUGAUGUAAUUGAUAAUUUAAAAAUGGAUUCAGAUUAUUACUCGAAAUGCUCUCUGACAUACAUAUUGAAAGAAAAUGACCCUUUACUGGAGAAGUUCAAAGAAGCUGGCAGGUGUUUCGAUUGA
Helobdella robusta is the source of this 786-nucleotide messenger RNA. RefSeq lists its product as hypothetical. Gene Ontology annotation, cellular component: P-body; nucleus. The transcript has 6 exons. The record is from RefSeq and is a predicted model, not a curated record. Gene Ontology annotation, biological process: deadenylation-dependent decapping of nuclear-transcribed mRNA. NCBI's taxonomy places the organism in Eukaryota, Metazoa, Annelida, Clitellata, Rhynchobdellida, Glossiphoniidae. Gene Ontology annotation, molecular function: hydrolase activity; RNA 7-methylguanosine cap binding. The annotation marks the transcript as partial.